AUCCUCGUUGCAGCGACCGCCCUGCUGGCGUGCUUCUGCAUCUGGACCGUCCAACGAGUCGCGCACAAUGAAGCCAUCGCCAAACAGACAGGCCUCCCAGUCAUUCGAGUCUACGUGACUCCGAUGAACCCCCUCCGCCUCCUCUUCGCCAACUCCAUCAUCAAGCUUCUCAAACAACUACCUGUAGACGUCACGGGAUACACCCGGUUCUACGCCAAUGGCUGGGAGGCCACCGAGCGCUACAAGGCGCAUGAAGAUUUCGGUCCCGCUUUCUUCCUCGCGUCGCCGGGUGGCAACUAUUUGUACAUCUGCGAUCCCGACGCCGUGCAGGACAUCCUGCAGAGGAAGUCAGACUUUCAAAGAGAUAUCGUACGCAUGUCGAUUCUGAACGUGUACGGGAAGAACAUAUCGACGACCGAGGACGCGGAGUGGCAGAUCCAUCGCAAGGCGACCGCAGCCGCAUUCACCGAAGCCAACAACGAGACCGUAUGGAAAGAAGCGCUCGAACAGGCAAGGGAGAUGCGAGAAUUCUGGAUGGAGACCCCGAAAAAGGCCGUGACGACGAUUUCCAAAGACACGCGGACUUUCACCCUCAAUGUUCUCGCUGCUGCACUGUUCUCCAAGAGGUAUCCGUUCAAGAGCUUCCAGGCCGAGAGCGGCACGAGGGAUCUCAAGGACUACACGGAUCCCUCGAUGCAAUAUCGCGACUCGCUCUCCCGGAUCCUGCGCAACAUCUUCCUCAUCUUCCUAUUCGGGACGAAAAGAUUGAGGGAGGCGUGGUGGAUGCCGAAAGCGUGGAAGCAGACCGGGGAUGCCGUGGAGAUAUUCCAUUCCUACAUCAGCGGGCUCAUUGCAGAAGAACGCUCGAAUGCCACCCCGUCUUCGUCCACAAGAAAGCAAGACCUGGUCUCCAACCUCGUGCGCGCGUGCUCGACUGAAAAGGAGGACAAUGAGCGUCGAGCCGCUGGUGCCACUGUGCCACCAGAGACGCACCGUAGAACUCUCACCGAGGACGAGAUCAUCAGCAAUUUGUUCGUAUAUGCCUUCGCGGGGAACGACACCACGGCGAUAACAUUGGCCCACGCGGUAAUGCACCUGGCAGGCAGUCCCGAGACGCAGCUGUGGAUUCGAGAAGAAAUUCAACACUACGCGCCCACUGUUGAGUCGCUCUAUGACUACAAGACGUUCCCCAAACUGAAGCGCUGCUUAUCCGUCAUGAUGGAAACCCUCCGCCUCUGCCACCCCCUCGGCCAACUCAUAAAAACAACCGGCAAAGCUCCCCAAACAAUCCACCUUCAAGGCCAAACAAUCACACUUCCCAAAGGCCUAAACGUAAACAUCAAUCUCACAGCUUUACACACACUCCCCUCGACAUGGGGCGAAGAGCCGCUAGAUUGGAAUCCCGAACGUUUCUUCGCCUCCAAGACCACAUAUCCCGAAGACAGCGGCUUUGACGCAGAGCUACUCAUCCCCGACACGACCAAGUACUACCUCCCCUGGGCCUAUGGCUCUAAGGUAUGCCCCGGUAAGAAGUUCUCGCAGGUCGAGUUCGUCGCGGCGCUGGCAAUGCUGUUCCAGAGGCAUCAGGUGACGGUGGAGAGGAAGUUAGGGGAAAGCCAGUUUUACGCGGAUUUUCGGGCAGAGAAGGCUGCGAUUGAGAUCGAGAAGAAGUUGCUGAAUGAGAUGAAGAAUUCUGCAGAGAUUGGACUUGUUUGG
Aaosphaeria arxii CBS 175.79 is the source of this 1716-nucleotide messenger RNA. RefSeq names its product cytochrome P450 monooxygenase-like protein. NCBI's taxonomy places the organism in Eukaryota, Fungi, Ascomycota, Dothideomycetes, Pleosporales. Gene Ontology annotation, molecular function: oxidoreductase activity, acting on paired donors, with incorporation or reduction of molecular oxygen; heme binding; monooxygenase activity. The transcript is spliced from 2 exons. The record is from RefSeq and is a predicted model, not a curated record. The annotation marks the transcript as partial.